Astyanax mexicanus (Mexican tetra) is the source of this 2669-nucleotide messenger RNA. RefSeq names its product RUN and FYVE domain containing 1 (gene rufy1). The coding region runs from base 83 to 2200 and encodes 705 amino acids. Gene Ontology annotation, biological process: regulation of endocytosis; protein transport. Gene Ontology annotation, cellular component: cytoplasm. The transcript is spliced from 17 exons. Lineage: Eukaryota; Metazoa; Chordata; Actinopteri; Characiformes; Acestrorhamphidae. The record is from RefSeq and is a predicted model, not a curated record. Gene Ontology annotation, molecular function: metal ion binding.
UAAAAGUCCGAUCGAUUACUCUGGCCUCGUGACUCCUGGAGUGUCUGCAGGUGAUUACUCUGGCCUGGUGUCACGUGGUGUGAUGCGGAAAAUGGCUGACGGAGAUCCAGACAGUGCAGUUGUAAACAGCGCGGUUAAAGAGGCAGAUCCGGACCCGGCUCCGGCCGAGCCCGAAUCCGCGGCGGUGGAGGGCGAAGGGGAGCGGAGGGAUAAAGCGGCGGACGGGUCCUGGUCCGCUCCGAUCCUGUCUCUGGCCCGGAAAGCCACGGAGACGCUGAGCGGAGUCAACAGUUACGGGUCCGGGUGGAGGAGGUCCGGUUCUGUUUCUGAACAGCUGAGUCCAGCUUCUCCCACCAGCACCGACCACCCGGACACCAACAGACCCGCUAUAAAAGAUCCUGUAUUGGUGGAAAGAUCCAAUCUCUUAAGCAUGAUGAAGCUCAGCAUAAAGGUCCUGAUCCAGUCGUCCCUCAGCCUGGGUCGAACCCUGGACUCUGAUUAUCCACCGCUGCAGCAGUUCUUUGUGGUGUUGGAACACUGCCUUAAACAUGGAUUGAAAGUGAAGAAAUCCUUCAUUGGCCAAAAUAAAUCUAUCUGGGCUCCUCUGGAACUGGUAGAGAAACUGUGUCCUGAGUCUGCUGACCUCGCCACCAGUGUGAGGGACAUGCCUGGCCUUAAGACAGGACUGGGGCGAGCUCGGGCGUGGCUGCAUUUGGCCCUUAUGCAGAAGAAAGUGGCAGAUUAUAUGAAAGUUCUGAUAAACAGGCGAGAUGUCCUGAGUGAGUUUUAUGAACCAGGAGCUCUCCUGUUGGAGGAGGAGGGGUCAGUCAUCGUUGGGAUGCUGGUUGGUCUGAAUGUGAUUGAUGCCAACCUGUGUGUGAAGGGGGAAGACCUGGAUUCUCAGGUGGGCAUCAUCGACUUCUCUCUGUACCUAAAGGAUCCACAGACAACUGAAAACACACAGGAUGAUUCCAAAAUGACGGCGAUUCUGGAUCAGAAGCACUACAUAGAGGAGCUGAACCGCCACCUGAGCUGCACUGUGACCGACCUACAGGCCAAGAUGGACUCACUGGAGAAAACCAACUGCAAACUCAUAGAGGAGCUGUCAGCAGCCACAGACAGGAUCAACGCCCUGCGGGAGGAGCAGGAUCAGCUGCGGCAGGAGAACGCCACCAUCCUCCAGUCCAGCCAGAGAAAAGAAGAGGUGACUCUGCAGGACAGCCAAGUGGAGCUAGAGACGUACCGGCAGUCCCGGCAGGGUUUGGAUGAGAUGUAUAACGUGGUUUGGACGCAGUACAAGGAGGAGAAACGCAUUCGGCAGGAGCUGCAGAAGGAACUGGAGCUUCAGAUUGGCCUGAAGCAGGAGAUGGAGGUGGCCAUGAAGCUGCUGGAGAAAGACAUUCACGAGAAACAGGACACGCUGGCUGCUCUGCGGCAGCAGCUGGACCAGGUCAAGACUCUCAACCUGCAGAUGUUCAACAAGGCACAGGAGGCUGGCGGAGUGGCUGUGAAGAAGGAGGAGGAUGCUGUGAAGUUGGAGCAGAAGAUGGUCCAAAUGGAAAAGGCAAUGAAGGAGCUGGAGCUGAGAUUACAGGACUCUGAGAAUCAGAGGAAGAACACAGAGGAGGGUCAGAAGGAUCUGUGUUCAGAGAUGAAGGGGAGAGUGGAAGCUCUGCAGAAACGGAUGACCGAUCUUGACACACUGAGGUCAGGGCUGGAGGUGGAGCUGAGUAAAGAGAAGGAGCAGAGGCAGAGCCUUCAGAGGGAGCUGCAGCGGGAGCAGGACAACAGCUCUGAACUGCGCACACAACUGCAGCAGCUGCAGGGCCUGCAGACGGAGCUGCUGGACCUGCGGCACGAGAAGAAGCAGCUGCAGCAGCUGUGUGAGGAGCAGGAGCAGGCACUGCAGGAGAUGGGUCUCCAUCUCAGCCAAUCCAAACUCAAAAUGGAGGACUUCAAAGAAGUCAACAAAGCUCUAAAGGGUCAGGCCUGGCUUAAAGACGAUGAAGCCACGCAGUGUAAACAGUGCCAAAAGGAAUUCUCCAUAUCUCGCAGAAAACACCACUGCAGAAACUGUGGGGACAUCUACUGCAGCAGCUGCUCCAGUAACGAACUGGCCCUGCCCUCGUACCCCAAACCCGUCCGCGUCUGCGACAUCUGCCACUCCCUUCUUCUGCAGAGGAGCUCCACCAGCUCCUGACAUCACCCCAACACCUGAAAUCAUAAUGAGGCGUGCGGUGCUGCUGCAGCUCGUCCUGAUCGCUCUGGGUGAUUUAUGGUAUUUUGAGACUAACAAGAUUAAUAUAUGCAUUAGUGAUUACGGGGCUUUUCUGCUUCCACUCGUCUGAAACCUUUUUUAGCCAGCAGGCGCUACAGGAACUGCAGAAUCAUAUGCAAAGUAAUUUCUUCUACAUGGAGAAUGUGAUAAUUUUUAAGAGGAAUAUUCUACUGCAUAACCCUGGCUAUGAUUUUAUUGUACUUUUUUUUCUCUCUCACCUUGUUGAUAAUCUCCAUUUUAGGGAGAAUACUAACCAAACCAGUUGAGCACUUGCCUCUUGUAGCUUUGAGUGCUUGCCCAGGUGACAACUGCUUAACAAAUUCAAUUUUCAAUCAAACCCCUCUUUUCUAAAUGUGAACAAUAAGAAAAUAAAGUGAAGCUGCAUUCUGUA